AUGUACAUCGAGGAAGUAUGCAUCGAUGGCUUCAAGUCGUACGCCAAACGCACCGUCGUUCCGGGAUUUGAUCCGUUAUUCAACGCGAUCACCGGGUUGAACGGCUCGGGCAAGUCGAACAUCUUGGAUUCGAUUUGUUUCGUGCUCGGGAUUUCGAAUCUCACGCACGUGCGCGCGGCGAGCUUGCAAGAGCUCGUGUAUAAGCAAGGCCAAGCGGGCGUCACCAAGGCGUCGGUGAGCGUGACGUUUAACAACGAGGAUCGGACGCGGUCACCGGUCGGAUACGAGCAUUGCGAUCGCAUCACGGUGACGAGACAGAUCGUGAUUGGUGGGAAGAAUAAGUACAUGAUCAAUGGCGCGACGGCGCAGCCGACGCGGGUGCAGAAUUUGUUUCACUCGGUGCAGUUAAACGUGAACAAUCCGCACUUUUUAAUCAUGCAAGGACGAAUCACAAAGGUGUUGAACAUGAAACCGCCGGAGAUUUUGGGGAUGCUCGAAGAGGCGGCGGGAACGCGGAUGUACGAAAACAAAAAGGAAGGCGCGCUGAAGACGCUGGAUAAGAAGCAGACCAAGGUUGAUGAGAUUGACAGGUUGCUCGAGGAGGAAAUCUUGCCGACGAUUGAAAAGCUACGCAAAGAACGUGGCGACUACAUGAAGUGGGCGGCGGCGAACGAUAAUCUCGAGCGCUUGCGCCGAUUCUGCAUCGCGUACGAUUUCGUGAUGGCGCAAGAAGCGGUCGAGAAGGCAAACGCGGGAACAUCGAGCAUCGUCGAAAAGAUUGAAGAGCACAAGAGCGCCAUCGACGACGCCAAUCGCGAGCAAACGGAGCUCGAGCUCCACGCGCAACGUUUGCAAACCGAAAAGGAAGAGCGCAUGGGUUCAGAGAUGAAAGACCUGGUCGUUCGUACCGACACGAUGUCCAAGGAGUUGGUGAAGGAAACCACCGCCUUGACGAACAAGCAAAACGAAGUGAAGAGCGAGCAAAAAGCCAAGGACAAGUUGUUGAAGGAUGCUUCGGAAAUGGAAGCCGCCGAGUCCAAGCGCGCCGAAAAAGUUGCUGCGCUCGAAGCCGAAGCCGCCGCCGAGCAAGCGUCGCUCGAUGAGAAAGUGGCCGCCGCAGACAUGGCUGAGCGCACGCUCCAAGGCGUGCAAUCUGGCAAGGGAACGGGCGCAGACAAAUCGUUGCAAGCGCAACUCGCCGACGCCGUCGCCGCGCAAUCCUCCUGCGAUGCUGAAGUGAAGUCUGCGGCACUCAAAAUCAAGCACGUCGAGAAAGAGCUCGCGGUCGCGCAAAAGUCACUGAGUACGAAGCAAAAGGAAGGCGACAAGCUCACGAAGGAACUUCAAUCCGCCGAUGACAAGGCGGCCGAGCUCGAAGCGGCGUGCGACAAGGCAAACUUGGAAGUUCAAGAAUUACAGCAAGAAGUUGAUGUAUUGAACUCUAAGCUUGGUGACUGCGACUUUCAAUUCCGCGAUCCCGAGGCGAAGUUUGACCGCAAACGCGUUAAAGGCGUCGUCGCUAAGCUCAUGCAAGUGAAGGACCCUGCCUCGGUCACCGCGCUCGAAGUCGUCGCCGGAGGUAAGCUGCACCAAGUUGUCGUUGAUACAGACGUCACCGGUAAAGCACUUUUGGCUAAGGGUCAACUCAAGAAGCGUGUGACGAUAAUUCCGUUGAACAAAAUCGACAGCCGAACGGCUACGGAUCGUCAAAUUGCCGCGGCGUCGAGCGUAAGCAAGGGCGAAGCCUCUCUCGCUCUCAGCCUCGUGACGUAUGACGACGACGUGCAAAACGUGAUGAAGUAUGUUUUUGGUAAGGCUUUCGUCUGCAAAGAUCAGACCACGGCAAAGGCUGUCGCGUAUGACAGAGAUGUCAUGUUGAACUGCGUCACCGUCGAGGGCGACAUGUUCAACCCCAGCGGUGUCAUCAGUGGAGGCUCUCGUAACACCGGCAGCGCGGUGCUGACUAAGCUUCACGCGUUGUACAAGGCUGAAGAUGCAUUGGCCAAAGCUAAGACUCGCGCCGAGUCCGCGUUGGAAACCGCCAAGGUGGCAGCCAAGGAGGCGAAAGAGGCGCAAAAGUUGGAAGACGAGUUGGAUCGUCACGAACACGCGCUCGGUUUGUUGAAGGAGAAAGUCAGCGGUUCAGAAGUGCAUCAACUCGCCGAAAAAGUUCGCAAAUUCGAACAAGAUCUAGCUGACGCCAAAAACACGACGGAGGAGGCCAAGGCGAAGAAGGUUGAGGCUGCACAGACAGCUGCGGCGCUUGAGAAAGAAAUCAAGAGCUUUGAAAAGGAGCGCGAUUCACGUUUGAAAGAAGCUGAAAAGGCUUUGAAAGAGGCGAGAAACGCAGUCACCAAAGCUCGAGCGCAAAUUAAAGAGAAAGAAGAGUUUGUCACUAGCGCGCGGAUCGAGAAAGAAGCUGCGGUUUCGGAACGCGCGGCGCUCGAUGAGCAAAUCAACGAACGCGCCGCCGCCGUCGCGGAGUUGCGAGCCGAAGUCGAGACUAUGCAAGCGGCCGUGUCGGAGAAGCAACGUGAAUACGACGUCGUCGCAGCUGAGCUUGAAGACCGGCGCGCGCGUGUCGCUGCGUGCGAUGUCGAAAUCUCUAAGCUGCUUAAGCGCAAGGAGAAACUCGAAGCCGCAGCGCAGGAACACGGGUUGGAAAUGAAGAAGCUCGAGUAUCAAAUCACGCGCCAUGAAAACGAAGCGAAGGAUGCCGAGGCGCAUCUCGAUAAUCUUAAGAAAGAACAUCAGUGGGUCGCGAGCGAGAGCGCGCUGUUUGGUCAGUCCGGAGGUGAUUAUGAUUUCAAGAAGCGUUCCCCUUCGCAAGCGCAAGCGGAACUUGCAGAGUGCGAAGAAGCGCAGGCGACGCUCGGGAAGCGCGUGAACAAGAAGGUCAUCGCCAUGUUUGAUAAGGCUGAAGCCGAGUUCAAAGAAUUGCAAGAAAAGCGUCGCAUCGUGUUGAACGAUAGAUCGAAGAUUCAAAAGGUGAUCACCGAGUUGGACGAGAAGAAGCGUGAGGCUUUGCAGCUGACUUGGGAAAAGGUCACCAAGGACUUUGGUUCCAUCUUUUCCACUUUGCUCCCAGGGACGAGCGCCAAGCUCCAACCUCCCGAAGGAUGCACCGUGAUGGAUGGUUUGGAAGUCAAGGUCGCUUUCGGGGAAGUUUGGAAGGAAUCGCUCACCGAACUUUCGGGCGGUCAGCGAUCGUUGCUCGCGUUGUCUUUAAUUCUCGCGCUUUUGCUCUUCAAGCCUGCGCCGAUUUACAUUUUGGACGAGGUCGAUGCUGCGCUGGAUCUUUCGCACACGCAAAAUAUCGGACGCAUGAUCAAGCAGCACUUCCCGUUCUCCCAAUUCCUCGUCGUUUCGCUGAAGGAAGGCAUGUUCAACAACGCAAAUGUUAUUUUCCGCACCAAGUUUGUGGAUGGCUUAUCGACUGUGACGCGAUCGGUGCCCGCUUUGAAGGACAAGGAAGACAAUACUCGUCCAGAUGCGCCAAACGCACUCGCAGCGGCCGCGGCAAAACGUCGCGCGCCGACCAAACAGGGCAAAGAAAAUUAA
Ostreococcus lucimarinus CCE9901 is the source of this 3561-nucleotide messenger RNA. RefSeq lists its product with no specific name. Gene Ontology annotation, molecular function: protein binding; ATP binding; ATP hydrolysis activity. Gene Ontology annotation, biological process: chromosome organization. NCBI's taxonomy places the organism in Eukaryota, Viridiplantae, Chlorophyta, Mamiellophyceae, Mamiellales, Bathycoccaceae. The record is from RefSeq and is a predicted model, not a curated record. Gene Ontology annotation, cellular component: chromosome. The transcript has 3 exons. The coding region runs from base 1 to 3561 and encodes 1186 amino acids.